This is a messenger RNA of Gloeophyllum trabeum ATCC 11539, 2094 nucleotides long. Its product is annotated as sodium/proline symporter. Gene Ontology annotation, biological process: spermidine transport; putrescine transport; urea transmembrane transport. Gene Ontology annotation, molecular function: spermidine transmembrane transporter activity; putrescine transmembrane transporter activity; urea transmembrane transporter activity. Lineage: Eukaryota; Fungi; Basidiomycota; Agaricomycetes; Gloeophyllales; Gloeophyllaceae. The transcript has 11 exons. The coding region runs from base 1 to 2094 and encodes 697 amino acids. The record is from RefSeq and is a predicted model, not a curated record. Gene Ontology annotation, cellular component: plasma membrane.
AUGGCUCAGAACUCUAGCUCGAACGUAGUACCCGCGCUACCGCAGGGAGCGGGAUACGGGAUCUGUAUCGGGUUCGGAGUGCUGUUCGGCGUUACGAUGUACGCUACCACCAGGAUCCUGGCGAAGUUCAUGAACGAGGUGCAGGGUUCGGAGAUGUUUAUGACCGCGAAACGGAGCAUCAAUACCGGGCUGAUUGCGAGUGCCGUGGUCUCUUCGUGGACUGUGGCAGCAACCCUUUUGACGUCGACAACUUGGACAUAUUCUUAUGGCGCCUCCGGCGCUUACUACUGUGAGUCCACCACAACUUAUUAUAUGAGAAGCUUAGCUUACCAGGCGUCGCACUACGAUAUAGACGGUGCUGGUGCAUGUGUACAGAUAUUAUUAUUCUCGGUCGCUGCAAUAGAGCUCAAGCGGAAAGCGCCUGGCGCUCAUACAUUCUUGGAAGCUACACAAGUCCGCUAUGGUGUCGCCGGACAUUGGAUUCAAAUAUUCUACUCGACAUUAUACCAGAUAUUCAACUGCGUCAAUCUACUCGUAGGAGGAUCCGCUGUCUUUACCGCGUUGACCGGCAUGGACGUCAUUGCUGGAUGUUUUCUCCUACCGCUGGGAGUCGUAAUUUAUACAUUAACAGGCGGAAUUAAGGCCACCUUCCUAGCUGACUACACUCACACUAUAAUCAUAUAUUUCAUAGUCCUGGCUGCAUUGUUUACCGCCUAUUCGCGGUCCGAUCUUAUCGGCUCUCCCGAUAAAAUGUACGAUCUGCUACGACAAGCCGCGCAGUCGGCGCCUGUGGCGGGCAACGCUCAGGGGGAGUACCUCACCAUGCAGUCCUUGGACGGUAUUAUGCUGGGCAUAGUCAUAUUCGCUACAGGCUGGGCCGCCGCUGUCGACGUCCAACUCUUCCAGAAGGCAAUCGCAGCUGAUCCUGCGAAGACGAUGGGUGGCUAUCUCCUCGGUGGACUCUGCUGGUUUGCGAUCCCAUUCUGUCUUGCAACGACAUUCGGUCUAGUCGCUCGGGCGCUCCAAUCCUCUCCUUCGUUCCCCACCUAUCCCAAUCCCAUGUCCACCGCUGAAAUUAAUGCGGGUCUCGCGCUUCCAUACGCUGCCCAGGCGCUUAUGGGGAAAGGCGGAGCUGUUGCGGUGCUGCUCAUGGUGUUCAUGGCUGUCACUUCGGCGUUCUCGAGCGACCUGGUAUGCGUGGCGAGUGUUAUGACAUACGACGUGUACAGAGGGUAUAUCAACCCGAAGGCCACGGGCGGGAUGCUGUUGAAACUCAGUCACUUUGUCGUGAUCGGAUUUACGAUCAUAUGCUCGUGCAUCGCUACUGGACUCAGUCAGACUGCGGUCGGAGUGAACUUCAUAGUGACGUCCAUAGGCAUCAUCUGCGCACCUGCGGUGUUCCCGAUUGCUUGCACUAUCUUGUGGAGGAAGCAGAAUACUGUCGCGGUUGUCGGCGCGCCCAUACUUGGAACAGCAACUGGGAUUGCAUGCUGGCUGGGGUCGACGUACCAUUGGUACGGGGAGUUGAGCGUCGAUAACCUCGGAUCAACCCGCCCCCUGCUCGUUGGCAACGUGGUCGCUCUGCUGUGCCCGAUCUUAUACUCCCCUGCCCUUACCUACGCGUUUGGACCUCAAAAUUUUGACUGGUCCCAAUUCAAGGAGAAGAUCCACGUCGUAGAUGAUAGCGACGUGCAGGGUAUGACCAAGGAACAACUGGCGCAGCAGCGAGAGGAAGACGUAUUAUCGCCUGAAAACAACGCGCGGAUGAAGCACGCAAGGCGGGUCGCCACUUGGAUGUCCAUCGCCGUCGCUCUAUGCUUCAUCAUUGUCUUCCCUAUGCCGAUGUACGGGACGCGUUACGUCUUCUCGCGGAGGUUCUUCCGCUUCUGGGUUGUCUGGACCUUCGCUUGGGCAUGGGUUGCUUGCCUGAUCAUCUUGUUCCUGCCGAUAUGGCAGGGUAGGCGCUCCCUGGCCCUGCUUUCGAGGAAGCUUCUGCGAGUCAAGGCAGAGGAUGAUGGAUCUCAACCUGAAUCCGAAGUUGGUGUCGAAGAGGUAAUCGUACCGGAUUCGGCCUCUAUAGAGAAGAAGGCAUGA